UUAGGGCUAUGCAAGAAAAAUAUACGGAUCAAAGCAAUUACUGCUACUACUAGGUAAUAUAUUUGAAGUCGCUGAGGCUUGAGGUCACCGAUCCAAGCCAUAAUAACUAAAAAUGAGCUUCCAAGAUCUCCAAACUCGUAAUGCCGGCGGCAAGCCUCCUUCUCAAUCGUCAUCUUCAUCGUCCUCCUCACCGUCUCAGGCCGUGGCCGCUUCUAUCUUUCAGAUCAACACGGCUGUUGCCAGUUUACGUCGUCUCGUCGAUGCAAUUGGGACCUCCAAAGACACUCCCGAUCAUCGUCAAAAGCUGCACAACACCAGACAGCGGAUCCUGCAGUUGGUGAAGGAAACCUCUGCCAAGCUCAAAUCUCUCGGCGACUCUGACCGUAGUGUCCAUGUCCAUGCAAGUAAGAGAAUAGAAGAUGCCAAGCUUGCCAGAGAUUUUCAAACCACGUUGCAAGAGUUCCAGAAAGUGCAGCAGCUUGCAUCUGAGCGUGAAUCUACGUACUCACCUUCUGCUCCUCCAUCUUCCUCGUCCACCAUCUCUGGCUCUGAUGAACAUUUAGCGACCACUAUGGAGCUAGAGAAUCAGCCCUUUCUUAUGGAACAAAAGAGGCAGGAGGUCUUUCUGUUGGGAAAUGAAAUUGCUUUUAAUGAGGCUAUAAUUGAGGAAAGAGAGCUGGGGAUUAAAGAGAUACAGGAUCAAAUUGAAGAAGCAAGUGAAAUAUUUAAGGAUCUUGCUGUUUUAGUUCAUGAGCAGGGCGUGGUUAUUGAUGACAUUCAGACAAACAUCGAGGCUUCAUCUGGAGCAACAACCCAAGCUAGGGUGCAGCUUUUUAAGGCAUCAAAGAGUGGAAAAUCUAAAUCCUCCUGGUGUUGGUGGGUGCUGGCAAUCCUUGUGAUUGUGCUGAUCAUAGUACUACUUGUACUGAUCUUUUAGUGCGGGAGUUGAAGUGCAGCUGAAGCAUACAAAUGAUUUGUUUUUUCAGGGAAAUAUUGAGGGGGAGGGGUUGUUCCUGGUUUUGUUUUCUUAUAUUCUAUAUUUGUUUCUUGGGAAGGGAAAUAUUGUCCUUGGGGAAGGGGGGGGGGGUGGUUCCUGGUUUGUUAUUUGAGGGUGUUCACUUUCCUUUUCUUUUGGUUAUGCUGUAAAUAUCGGUCUAGUUUUAUAUUUUUCAUUUUUCAAAUUAAAACACGAGAUACUACCUGGGUGCAAGGCAGAGUUUAUUGGCAUAUAAGUUGUUCAAUCGUACCAUAUGGGGUGCAUUUGUAUUUGGUUUUAUAUUAAUGAAUUAAGUGCUGUUAUUUUUCAA
This is a messenger RNA of Coffea eugenioides, 1307 nucleotides long. RefSeq names its product syntaxin-22-like. Gene Ontology annotation, molecular function: SNAP receptor activity; SNARE binding. The transcript has 7 exons. NCBI's taxonomy places the organism in Eukaryota, Viridiplantae, Streptophyta, Magnoliopsida, Gentianales, Rubiaceae. Bases 113 to 937 code for a protein of 274 amino acids. The record is from RefSeq and is a predicted model, not a curated record. Gene Ontology annotation, cellular component: SNARE complex; membrane; endomembrane system. Gene Ontology annotation, biological process: vesicle-mediated transport; vesicle fusion; intracellular protein transport.